Scatophagus argus is the source of this 3076-nucleotide messenger RNA. It is a transcript of the gene ptpn2a, whose product is annotated as protein tyrosine phosphatase non-receptor type 2a. Gene Ontology annotation, molecular function: protein tyrosine phosphatase activity. Bases 176 to 1429 code for a protein of 417 amino acids. The transcript has 9 exons. The record is from RefSeq and is a predicted model, not a curated record. Lineage: Eukaryota; Metazoa; Chordata; Actinopteri; Scatophagidae. Gene Ontology annotation, biological process: protein dephosphorylation.
GUCAGCGACGCGUGCAUGCAUGCAGUAUUGUGCAGGAGCAGUAGACUCCCCGCAGGGAUCCCCAGGGUUACAGACUGCUGUUUAGAUGGUUUGCUGAAAGGAGUAACUUGGUGAACGGUGCUUCAAACACUCUGUGAUCAUCUUGCAAGGGUCUCAGGGCACUAUUUACGAUACAAUGGAGGAAGAAUUUAAAGACAUCGAUUCGUCCGGGAGAUGGCAAAACCUUUACAAUGAGAUCCGUAACCAAGCCAAUGAAUAUCCUUACAAAGUGGCCAAACUUCCAGCAAAUCGGAAUUUGAACCGCUACAGAGAUGUCAGCCCAUAUGAUCACAGUCGAGUAAAACUUGAAAACUCUGAAAAUGACUACAUCAAUGCAAGUUUAGUCAUGGUGGAAGAAGCCCAAAGAGCAUACAUUCUUUCUCAGGGGCCUUUGAGAAAUACCUGUGGUCAUUUCUGGCUGAUGAUUUGGGAGCAGUGUUCCAAAGCUGUUAUAAUGCUCAACAGAGUCAUUGAAAAGGGAUCUGAAAAGUGUGCACAGUAUUGGCCCACCACUGAGGAGCAGCAGUUGUCUUUCACAGACACAGGGUUUGUUGUCAGGCUACUUUCUGAGCAUGACCAAUCCUAUUACACAAUCCGAGUCCUACAACUGCAGAACACAAUGACGGGGGAGUCAAGGGAGAUCUACCACUUUCACUACACCACAUGGCCUGACUUUGGUGUCCCAGAGUCUCCUGCCUCCUUCCUCAACUUCCUCUUCAAGGUUCGGGAGUCGGGCUCCUUGGGACCAGAGCAUGGGCCCUCAGUGGUGCACUGCAGCGCUGGGAUUGGACGCUCAGGCACCUUCGCCUUAGUGGACACUUGCCUGGUCCUGAUGGACAGGAGGACGGACCCGUCAUCAGUGGACAUACAGAAGGUGCUACUGGACAUGAGGGAUUAUCGUAUGGGCCUGAUCCAGACCCCCGACCAGCUCCGCUUCUCCUACAUGGCUGUGAUCGAAGGAGCCAAGCUCACCCUGACGGACAACUCAGUAGCACAGCAAAACAAGCAGAGAGUGAUAUCCAGAGAUGACUUGGAGCCGGACCUGCCUCCUCCACCACCUCCACCCAGACCUGGCCUCAACGACAGCAGGCCCAACGGUCAGCCAGGAGCCUGCCAGGAGUCACAGUCCAUCUCAGGAGACUACAUGCUGGCAAGAGAGCCAGACAGCCAAGACAACAAGAUGGCAGAGAACCCUGGACAUGUCAAAAAGCGACACCGUGAGGAGAGGAUAGCCAGCACCUCGCAGAAGGUCCAGCAGAUGAAACAGAGACUCACCGACUCGGAGAUGAAACGAGAGAAGUGGCAGUACUGGAGACCCAUUCUGCUCAACGUCGGUGCUGGGGCAGCUUUGGCUGUCGGCCUGCUGGUGUGCUGGAUGUACUCCCAGUGAAACAUUUUGGGUCACCUCAAACUGACUCCUAUUUUGCACCAGUACCUGGGAUUAGGUACUAACUAGGAUUUAGAUGGUAAUAUGUGCAUAGCUGAGGGUAUUUAUUUCUUAAGGUCAAAAAACGGCAGCGCUAGAUCAAAUGACUGUGUGUAUAUUUUUCAUGUAAGAUCUUAACAAAAAUAGUAACAUCUCAGGAUCUUGGUGCCAGCACGAUGAUUCAAUUUCCUUUCCUCCUUGUCACUGUUGAUGAAUGUACUGUAUCAUAGCAAAUUACUUUGAAAGAAACUUACUAAAGGUGCAGUACAAAGCAAAAAAAAAAAAAAAAAAAAAAAGGAAAAAGAAAAAAAAAAUCUGACAGGUUUGUUUUUGCAUUCUUUCUUUAUAAUGUUCAGAUGUGUGUUGCUCAUCUGUGGACACAUUUUACAUUUCAAAAUGACUUAUGUGGACUGUCCAUCCUACCAUGGCUAUGUAGGUAGACUAAGGAGCCUAGAGGUCAGCUAUUUUUAAACAUGUUUUUCUGUACUAAAAAUUUGCAUUUCAUGCAUGCAUAUAGAGGUUUUCCAGAGCACCACUUGUUCUUCCAUUCAUAUUCAGCAGGGAAUCCCAAAAUGGCCAGAUAUAUAUUUUUGUGUGACUGGACACUUCAUGGGAAGCUGCCUUGCUGAUGUUUAAGACUCUGCUAGAAUGUUAACCUUUUACUUUCUGUUAUAUGAGCAUGUAUUUCAUAGGUUUUGGUUGGAUUAUACGAGCUGUCGGGUCCCUCACUGCUUAGUUCGUGUAUUCACCCACUGGAUGGGUUUAUGUGUUUAUUUUCAGGUUAUCCCACUGUUGUAUUUGAGGAAACCAAAGCAAAGCUGUCUGUUUUUUGAAGGUAACAGCCAUACAAGCUGUUGAAUGAUGAAACCUUGUACUCCCAUUACGUGGAAUGUAUUUUUUGUUGGACGUAACUGACACCUGUAUUACAAAGUCAUAGUAGUUUUGCAUUGUGUGUGACUUUCUUGAUUUGAAACCAUAGUGUCACUGAAUUAGUUUUCAAUUGACUGGGAACAGUGUAAAGCUAUAAUAGUGCAAUUUAGAAGUUGGAGCAGAGCACCUUGGAUAAAAAUCCAGUUAGGAGAGAGUGAUAGCAUAUGCAUCUCUUUACCUCUAACCUGUUUUGUUUGCUGGUUGAGAUAGCUUUUAAUGUGCCUUGAAGUGAAUUGUAUUGAAAAAUUUGUGCUCCAAAGUUUCUGUGCACAGUCAGGAUGGAUCAAGGUUUAUGUGAGCUGUUGUGUCCCACUUUACAUUAGUAACACGUUAGCAUUGCACUGACUGGUUUUUAGUAACUGCAGGUGUGACACAGUUAGGUUUAUAAGAGUUGAUUGCACACCAGAUGUCAUUAGCAUGUGCUGACUGCUGAGAUGAAAUGAUUGGCUAGUUGCCACUGUUGGAUAUGGUUUUAACUCAGCUGUCAUUUAACCCAGAGAUAGGAGAUACGUGCCACCAUAACAUUCCAUUCAUUCUUGUUUUCCACAAAAGAUUUCAGGGGAGUUUUUCACACUGCUCAGUUGCAGCGAGAAUAUGACUGAUGGUGUUUUGAAAAAAAAAAGAGCAAACAAAAACAUGAAAUACAUAUAAAAAUAAAACAAAUACAUUUUUUUAACCAAA